UUUUUUGUGAGUAUAAGCUUUGAGCAACAGUAUAGCUAUUUAUUUUCUAGAUUGUUAUUAAAUAUUUUAUUUAUGUCAACUCCAAAGAAAUUGCGUUAUAGGAGUGAUAAAAGUGAAGAUUCUGAUGAAAAUUUUGAAUCUAACGAAGAAGAUGAUAAAUUUGAGCCUGCGAUUGCUACAUCCAGUGGUCGUUUAGUUCGUCCAUCAUUGGGAAAUGCUUCUAAAACUGGAGGAAUAAACAAUGAAAUUAACAAUAAAGAAGGCAAUGAUGUUAAUGUUCAGGUUCCAAUGAAGCGUGUCAAAAACCAUGAGAGUGAUAAAGCAUGUGCACCAGAUUUUUCAAAAAUUGUCCGUUAUUUGACUGCUGUACAACAAACACACAAUAAUUCUUUAAAUCUUUUAAAUGAGGAGGAAGUAAAGAAUGUUCAAUCUGGUAGACAAACAUUGUCACAAUUUUGGCAAUCUAGAAUGAAAACAAUUUGUUCCACUUUUCAAAAUAAACCAGAAUUUUCUUGUUGGAAAAGAAUUGACGAGUUGAGUCCUUCUUUAACUCGAUGGCUGGACACACAUUCAAUUGGUUUGAUUAUUCAAGGUUCAGUCCCCAAUGGAAUUCAGUCUAUUGGGGAUGAUGAAAGUAUAGAAAAACCUGCUUCAAUUGAACGACAACCGUUGCCUUUUAGAUUGCCUAGAAAAAGAGGAAGACCUCGAAAGGAUGAUUUAUCAAGGACCAAUAGACUUUUGGCAACUCCAUUAACUGAACCAAUCGAGAGAAAUUCUUUAACUGUAAACGAGCAUUUACAAUCUUUGGUGUCUAAACAAAUAGAAGCAACUUCGUCAAUUAUUAAUCAAAUGAAAAGGGGUAAAGGACGUAGCACCAAUAAUUCGAUGUCUUCUGCCUUAAUUGAUGCGUCCAUGUCACUUCCAUCAACUUCAUUUGAUUCAACUAUUCAAAAAACACCUCAAACUCAAUUUAAAAACAAUAACGCAUUAAACCAAAAAUCACAACAAAAAUCUAAAUCAACAAAAAAUUCUUUUCAAAAAACAGUAAAAUUGGAGGUUGAAGAUUUCUCUCUCCCAACUGAAUUUACGCAUGGAAUUACUUUUCCUGUUUCAACAAAUACUCCACUUUUAUCUUCCAAUAAUGAUAGAGCAAAAAAUCCUAAAGCAAAAGGAGCAUCAAAAAGAUCUCAUUCAUCCAAAGAAAUACCCAGUACAACAACAAUAGAAGAAACUUUGUCUUCACCCGCAAUUACCGACAAACAAAAUCAACCUCAAAAAAUUCAAAAUGGUUCAAAAUCCUCACUUUUUAAAAAAAAAGAAGCAGGAAGAUCAAACUCAAAAUCUGACACAAAUGGGGGAGUUGAUUUACCUGUUCCUAAUGAAAAACAAAUUAAUAUCCCUAUUUUCUCUGGUCAAACAUUUUCUUUUGAUUAUGAUGUAUCACCAGCUGUACAACGAUUUGAAAGCGUUCAAGUUGUCGAUAUCUUCAAUAAUUUAUUGCCAUCAAAACCUUCUUCAACAAAACAAACAACUACAACAUACAAUUCUUUAAUACCUGGCCAAAAUGGUUUAGCUUCAGUCUAUCAAAACAGAAUUGAUCAUCAAAAACUUAAACAAAUAAAAUCUAAUCGACAAUUUGUCCAAACAUUAUUUUGUGGGGGGCCGAUUGCUGCUAUUGCUGUUUGUCCGCAAACUUUACCUGAUGGCAGAGAAUUGUUUGUAGUAGCAACAUUUGCUGAUGAAAAAUAUCUUGAUUGUACGCUCAUUGAAGACAGCUAUUCUUACCUUCAAAUAUGGACAACUAAUGCAAAAUUAACUUCUGAUACUCAAACAAACGAUUCAUCUCCAAAAUUGGCUUUUCUUCUCCGCAUUCCCAAUGCAAAACAAAUUUGUUCUGUUUCAUGGUGUCCAAAAUUAAUUAAAAAUGAAAUUAUUUCUAAUGGAAAAGAGAUGAAUUUUGAACAAUCUUUGGGACUUUUGGCUGUUGGUACAUUUAGUGGUCGCAUUCACAUUUACAGUUUUCCUUCUGAUUUGGAUUCUCUAAUAAAUUCCCAUCAAUGUUCCUCGUCUACUUCAACUGAAAAUAAAACUCCACUUAUUCUCGAAUCUGUCCCCCUUCUUACACUUUGUCACGCUCCUUUGCGAAAUAUUAAAAUGGAAGCGAAAGAAGAAGGAAAUGUCAAAAGGAAUAGUGGUUUGUUUUCUUUCAUUUUCUAGUUAUGCUUCCUAAGUUUUUUAAAUUCCUAUUUAUUGUGGUAAUGAGAAACGUUGUGUUGGUUAAGUGGUUUUGUUGUGUGUUUUGUUUUAACUGCCAGUGAUGAACCUGAACAUUUUGAUAGGAACUGC
This is a messenger RNA of Meloidogyne enterolobii, 2346 nucleotides long. NCBI's taxonomy places the organism in Eukaryota, Metazoa, Nematoda, Chromadorea, Rhabditida, Meloidogynidae. The record is from the annotation of a GenBank genome assembly.